UUUUUUUUUUUUUUUAGACAUAGAGAUAAUCGUCUGUCCCUCUCAUAUUAGAUCAUUUGGCGAUGACGAAAUGCGAAAUUGCUCCCUAUUUAGUGCCCCGACCCACCCCUUUCCCCUUAGUGUCCUAGGCUCGGUUAUAACCGGAACAAGGACGUUAAGCCCCAUCAAUCAAUCAAUCAAUCGGCAGGGCACAACUCACCUAGCACUGACUAGUACAGCACGCAACGCAGCACAUCCAUCCAGACGAUUUAAGAAGAAAUAUGGCCGAGAAGAAAACUACCAAGCCGAAGACCCCACCAGCUCACCCGAAGUACAGCGACAUGGUGGCAUCUGCUGUGGGAAGUCUGAAGGAACGUGGAGGCUCGUCCCGCCAGGCGAUAUUGAAGUACAUCAUGGCUAACUUCAAAGUCGGUACUGACGCCAAGGCAAUCAAUGCACAUUUGAAGAUCGCCCUCCGCAACGGAGUGAAGAAGGGGGCCCUAAAACAGUCCAAGGGUACCGGAGCUGCCGGAUCAUUCAAACUCGGAGAGAAGCCUAAACCAGCUAAGAAACCAGCAGCGAAGAAGGUGACUAAGCCGAAAGCAGCAAAGCCUAAGAAACCAGUAGCGAAGAAGGCGACCACAUCGGCGACGGCUAAGAAACCAAAGGCAAAGACACCCAAGAAAACAGCAGCUAAGAAAACUGUAGAGAAGAAGAAACCGGCAGCAAAGAAAGCCACCAAGCCUAAGACUCCGAAGAAAAAGGUCACUAAGUCUCCAAAGAAAGCCAAGACCACUAAGCCUAAGGCAGCCAAGAAGUGAAGAAGUAGAUCGUCUACUACCCGAAGAAAACAUAAACAGUCCUUUUCAGGACUACCCAACUUUCU
Pecten maximus is the source of this 865-nucleotide messenger RNA. Its product is annotated as histone H1-delta-like. The record is from RefSeq and is a predicted model, not a curated record. NCBI's taxonomy places the organism in Eukaryota, Metazoa, Mollusca, Bivalvia, Pectinida, Pectinidae. Gene Ontology annotation, biological process: negative regulation of DNA recombination; nucleosome assembly; chromosome condensation. Gene Ontology annotation, molecular function: nucleosomal DNA binding; double-stranded DNA binding; structural constituent of chromatin. Gene Ontology annotation, cellular component: nucleosome; nucleus. The transcript has a single exon. The coding region runs from base 261 to 800 and encodes 179 amino acids.